Messenger RNA from Leptosia nina, 1617 nucleotides. Lineage: Eukaryota; Metazoa; Arthropoda; Insecta; Lepidoptera; Pieridae. The record is from the annotation of a GenBank genome assembly.
AUGCAAGAUACGGAUAGAAAAGAGUUUACUGAAUUAGGCGUUAAGCCGUGGCUCAUCAAGCAAUUGGGGACAUUAGGUAUACGCUCUCCAACGCCUAUCCAGAAAGGCUGCGUUAAGCAGAUUCUAGAUGGACAUGAUUGCAUUGGCGCAGCAAAGACAGGAUCGGGGAAAACAUUUGCUUUUGCACUUCCUAUUUUACAGCACUUAGCAGAAGACCCAUAUGGAAUAUUUGCUUUAGUUUUAACUCCAACACAUGAAUUAGCUUACCAGAUAGCUGAUCAAUUCCUUAUACUUGGUCAACCUCUCAAGCUGCGAGUAUGUAUAGUAACUGGAGGUUCCGAUCAGUUAGAGGAAUCAUUAAAACUAGCCAAGCGUCCACAUAUAGUUGUGGGUAUGCCAGGAAGAUUAGCUGACCACAUUACUGGUUGUGAUACAUUUUCUUUGAAGAAAAUAAAGUAUCUGGUAUUGGAUGAAGCUGAUAGGCUUUUCAGUGAGUCAUUUGAAGAAGAUCUAAAGACGAUUUUCAGUGCUGUGAAUCCUAAGAGACAGAAUUUACUGUUUUCAGCCACAAUUACAGAUGAUGUCAGAGAAUCUACUUUAUUACCCCUUAACAAAGAGAAACUACUAACUUGGUCAGAAACAGAUCACCGAUUAACUGUUUCAACGCUCGAUCAACGUUACGUCGUAUGUCCUGCGUACGCAAGGGAUGUAUAUCUCGUUCAAACUUUACGGAAGUACCGAGAUACGAAACCUAGUUCACACGUCAUCGUCUUCACUGAUACCAAAAAAGAAUGCCAAGUGCUUUCAAUGAUGUUAAAUGCUAUAGGCAUGGAUAAUGUUUGUCUGCACGGCUUCAUGAGACAGAAAGAGAGAGUAUCUGCCCUUACCCAGUUCAGAAGUAACUUAAAGUGUACCUUGAUAGCAACAAAUGUAGCUGCAAGAGGACUGGAUAUUCCAUCUGUGGAUUUAGUUGUAAAUCACAAGCUGCCAUUGGAACCUAAAGAAUAUAUUCAUAGGGUCGGCCGAACGGCGCGUGCGGGACGCAGCGGUCUUGCGAUAUCCCUUAUCACUCCAUAUGACAUCCUGCGUCUCGGCGAAAUCGAGGAGAAGAUAAACACUAAACUUAGCGAAUAUAAAAUUGAUGACGAUGAAGCAGUGAAAGUGUUUACAACAGUGAGCGUAACACGACGAGAACAAGAGGCUCAGCUCGACAAUGAAGAGUUCGAGCAGAGGCGUCGCAAUUACAAGAUCAAACGCUGGAUCAUGGCGGGAGUGGACCCCGACGAAAUGGAGGAAGGGUUGGAAGAAAUGCGGCGUAAACGAAUAAAAGCUGCAAAGAAAGCCAAACUAGCCAAAAUAAAGGACAUUCAAGCAAAAAUUCAAAAGGAGGAAGAAAAACAGAACGGCGAGGACCGUCUGCAACAAAUCGAGACAGAAGAUAUAGACAAAACAAUCAAAGACGGUCUUAAGAAGGUUAACAAAAGUCUAAUGAAAAAAGACUCUAGAUUUAAAAAUAUGAUUGGGCAAAUAAGCAAAAUCAAACAGAAAGCUGAAAAUGUCGAUAAGAACAAACUGAAUGCGGUAAAUCUAUCUAAAAAGAAGAAAAAAAUUAAAUAA